GACGUAAUGCGGAAGUUUUUGUUCAGAAUGAAACAUGGCUGCUGCUGCUGCUGCUCUGAGGUCCGGUGUGAAUUCUAAGUUAUGUCUGUUUGCGCAUUUAGUGAUUUUUGCCUGGUAUGUGUUCACUCUGAAUGUUAACUGCUCCAUAACGAGUUCAGGGCAACAUCCGGGCGUGCGGACUUACGGAGGCCGGUGGAAAUAUUUAACCUUCAUCAACCUGGUGAUGCAGACGGUGUUUUUCGGACUCUGUGUUGUAACCGAUCUCGUCCACACGGCGCUGCCGAGGAAAAGCAGCAACCCGUCGCUCCUGGUCACGCUGCAGGAUUUCUUCUUCACCGUUCUUGCGUUUCCGGUCGGAACCUUUGUCUUCACUUCAUUCUGGUCCAUCUACUCCUACGACCGAGAGCUGGUCUUCCCCAAGGUUUUAGAUGACAUCAUUCCUACGUGGCUUAAUCACGCUAUGCACACUGUCAUCCUGCCGCUGCUCCUGGUGCAGAUGUGCCUUCAGCAUCACAAACACCCGAGUCGUUCCAGAGGAAUCCUGGCCCUGGCGCUCUUCGCUUCCCUCUACCUGGCGUGGGUGUUGUGGGUGCGUCAUGCGUCGGGGAUCUGGGUUUACCCCAUCAUGGCUCACCUCAGUCCUGCAGGCCUCGUCGUGUUCCUCAGCGUGGCGUCUCUCAGCAUGGCUCCUCUCUACCUGCUGGGAGAGAAACUCAACCGUAUGAUUUGGGGUUCUACAGGAAAUCAGAAAAAGAAGAAGAAAUGAAGAACUGCAGAAAUGUGAAUCGACCAUCGACAGACCACAGAGACCCGGACCAGAUCCUUCACCAGCACUGAGAACAUUCUGCCAUAGCACUGAGAAAGCUUCACCAUUUACAGGAAGGGAUUUACAUUAAAUAUUACAACCACAAAGCUAACUGUUCACGCAGAUGAUUCACUAACUGUUCACGCAAAUGAUUCACUAACUGUUCACACAGAUGAUUCAAUGUGUUCACGCAGAUGAAUCACUAAGUGUUCACGCAAAUGAUUCCAUAACUGUUCACACAGAUGAAUCACUAACUGUUCACUCAGAUGAUUCACUGAGUGUUCACACAGAUGAAUCACUGAGUGUUCAUGCAGAUGAUUCACUAACUAUUCACUCAGAUGAUUCACUAACUGUUCACGUAGAUUCAAUAAAUGUUCACUCAGAUGAUUCACUAACUGUUCACUUAGAUGAUUCACUAAGUAUUCAAACAGAUGAUUCCAUAAGUGUUCACUCUGAUGAUUCACUAACUGUUCACUCAGAUGAUUCACUAACUGUUCACACAGAUGAAUCACUGAGUGUUCAAGCAGAUGAUUCACUAAGUGUUCACACAGAUGAUUCAAUAACUGUUCAUGCAUAUGAUUCAAUAACUGUUCAUGCACAUUUAUAUAAUUUUAAAAGCUGCUUUAACAAGAGGUUUUAUAAAUAAAAAUCACUGGUUAUACUGCACAUAUGAAAAAAAAAAAACAUUUCAUGUGAAGUGUGUGCUGAAGAUAAAGGGAAGAAACACACCUAGUGUAAAAGAAGCCUAAUACGCUACUGUUUAAUGUUUUCAUGCCUGUUUUGUUUUUUUUUAAUCCUUGAAAUUCUGUAUGCUGUAUUCUCUGAAAUGCCGGGUAUCAGGGCCAGUCGUUUUUCAUGUACAGCAUUUUUAACACAAAUGAAUAACCACAUGAUGAUUUUUAAGAUUAUCUUUGCUGGAUUAUUAUAUGACCUAAUGAAGUCUGAUUUUAAUAAAAUAUAUAUAUAUUAUA
This is a messenger RNA of Pangasianodon hypophthalmus (striped catfish), 1776 nucleotides long. RefSeq names its product androgen dependent TFPI regulating protein 1 (gene adtrp1). The record is from RefSeq and is a predicted model, not a curated record. Bases 35 to 766 code for a protein of 243 amino acids. The transcript is spliced from 6 exons. Lineage: Eukaryota; Metazoa; Chordata; Actinopteri; Siluriformes; Pangasiidae. Gene Ontology annotation, cellular component: endomembrane system; membrane.